AGUUUCUACGAGGAAAGAGAUUUUCAAUUUGUAAAUUAGCUACAACAUCAGAACUAACAACAGUCCAUUUUUUAUUUCACAAUAUCAAAAUAGGAAAAUAGACCACGCCGAGCACUUCUUCUUUUACGCGACAUAGUACAAUAUCUCGAGGAAAUAAAGCCGCUCCUUUGUCCCACCGCCGCAAAAGGUUCUCUUGAGCGUGUCUGAUGUUACUUGAAAUUUGAGUCACGUCCUAAUUUUCUAUUCCCGCCUGUACUAACUUCUAUCAGCCACUAGACUAAACUACGUCUUCAAAAUGGCCGCGGCUUCUUCCCAAGCUGCGACGCGGAGCAUCUACCUGGAUUCCGCUCUCCACGUGGUGAAAGGGGCUUUGGUAUGCGUUGCAAAUAUGUCUGGGUCUGGAAACUUGUAAUGCUAAAAGUGAAUGGUAGACGCACUGCAAUACGCAGCGAUGCAUGACAAAUUUUGUGGCUCCCAUGUCUUACGUAUUCCGCAUGGCAAACUGCGUUUUUGCAUGACAGGUAAGAGGGCUUUUUCGUGCCUAUGCAACACAGAUUCUCGAGUCAUGCCAGACAAGCAUGACAAUGACAAACUUGCACUCUUCCGGACCCAGACAUUUUUGCAUGUGAUAUCUGGUAAAGAUUCUGAAAAUACCGACAGCACGAACGACGCUCACCGUGCAGCACGAGAAACAACCGGCGCAUUCGGGGUCCAUAACGAUCGGCCAAGUGGGGAAAUUCGAGAAAGCUUUGGAGUCGAAAAUUCAGGAGCAAGUAAACGAAAAAGUGGCGGAAAAUGUGCAAUUUCACGUUUUAUGGAUUGCAAAAAUCCCUGGAUGUCUGGAAGAUUGCAACUUGUCAUGGUAAAUCUGAAGCAUGCAAAAAUCGGUGUUGCGUGAGUACCAAAAGGUGUCCACUUUUGAUCAAGUUGGAACGGAGUUUCUCAUGCAGAAUAGGCAUGAUAGGGAUCUCACAGAAUGUCUGUCAUGCUAAGUCCCGCCUUCCAGACCUCAUGGGUCAUGAAAAAUCUGCAUGACAAGUCUACACUCUUCCAGACAUCCAGACAUUUUUGCACUUGAUACGUUUUCAAGAUGGCCAGGAAACACGCGGAGGAACUGUAUUUUUGGAUGGGUUUCUCGAUAGGAGUACGUUUUUCUUAAAUUUGUCAUGCCAGGAAAGCAGUGCUGGUUUGCAUGUGGAAUUCCCUGUCCGCAUGACAGAUGACAUCAGAAAGUUCCAACCCAAAUAACUCGCAGGUACGGUGAGACGAUGUACGACCAAUUUAAGGUCCCAGACACCGUUCAGGAGCUCCGGCUAGUGAGGUUACCAAGCUGGAAUUUGAACUGCCAAAUCAAUCCGGUGUUGGAAUCAACCAUUUUGCUCGGGAAGGUGGAGUAUGCAGUGCAAAAGCAUCGUACUCGUUGUACUAAUUGCGUUUUUGCAUUACAAAUCCCUUUCUCAAGGUAAAUCAGCAUUACAAAAAAUUUCAUUCAUAAUGCUGGGCCGCUAACUUGUAAUGCAUUUUCCACUAGUACGAUGCUUUUGCAUUGCAUAUGGAGCUCACGAAAUUCACCUUCAACGCGGAGAAGCAAACUUUGAAGGUCACGGUGCAGUGCACGCCGGUGGAGGGGGAAAAAGGUAUUUUUUCGUAAAUAAACCAGGAGAAUGAAAUUGAAAUUGAGAUUGGAAUACAGGUGUUGCUGAACAUGAGAUGUUGAGGAGAGCAGGUGGUUUCUCCACUUUGCUGUCCUGCGAAUUUUUAUAUAUCGAGCUACACAUGAUCUAAGGACAAUGGUUUUGUUUGUCAAUGAAAGUAGACCACGGUCACGCAGUAGAACAAGAGGCAAGAAACAAUUAGGAUGAAAUAUAUAUACCAUCCUCAGCCACGCAAGCGGAGGAGCGGCCCCUGUACCCGCCCCAAGCGGAGUGUGAGCCGGCGGAUGAGUCACAUACUACAAUGAAAAAUGCCCCCGGAAUUGGCAAAAGUUUGUCAUGCAAUAUUUCCAAAUGACAGCUUUUUGUCUUGCAUGAAAGGAUUGCGAGCCUUUCUCAUUGCAGCAUCUAGGCACGCAAGGCGUCUUUUGCAUGAGAGAUCCGGCUGCUGUUGGGCUUCUCUGCAACACAAAUUUGAGCUAUAUUCAGCAUGAAAAAUUAUCUGUGAGGCUGAGAUAUGCAAGACGGGGAAUGUUUCUAUUGGAAAGGUUUGCAAUACAAAUGCUGCCAAGUUCUGGGGGGGGCAUUUUUCAUUGUAAUAUCACAAGUUAUCAACCCGGUGGACGUGCAGGCCGAUGCGGGGAUUGAUUACGAUAAACUCGUCCGCGACUUUGGGUGCAGCAAGAUCGACGCGAGCUUGAUCCAACGGAUAGAAAGAAUCACGGGGAAGCGCGCGCACCGGUUUUUGCGCCGAUAUCAGAAUGAAAAAUGCCCCCACCCCCGAACCUGAAAGCAUUUGUAUUGCAAACCUUUCCAAAUGAAACAUUCGCCCUCUUGCACCUAUCAGCAUCACAGGUUUCCAAUCGUGAAUAGCGAAAAUUUGUAUUGCAAAAGACCCCAGCAAGAGCGGCGCUUGUCAUGCAAGCGAUGCGAUACACGCCUAGACUCUGCAUCAGAAAGAUUCAUACUCCUUUCAUGCAUGACAAAAAGUUUUCAAUUGGAAACUUCGCAUCACAAAUUUUUGCAAUUUGAGGGGUGGGGGGCACUUUUCACUGUAAUAGCCGAGGGUUGUUUUUCACGCACCGGGACCUGGAUAUUUUGCUGGAUCAGGUCGAGUAUCAAAUGCGAAAAUGUCUGGGUCUAGGUUUGUCAUGCAGGUUUUCCAUGACGCUGACGCACGCGGUCUGGCAUGCACGGCCUAGCAUGACAGGUUCUGUGAGAUCUCUAUCAUGCCUUUCCUGCCUGAGAAACUGCCUCUAAACUUGUUCAAAAGUGGACCUCUCUUGGUAAUCAUGCAACACAAAUUUUUCUACGAUCCAGAUGUAGCAUGACAAGUUACACUCUUCCAGACCCAGACAUAUUUGCAAUGCAUAUCGAAAAGGGCGUGCCGUUCUACCUCUACACCGGACGGGGCGCGAGCAGCGAGUCACUGCAUAUAGGUAUAAACAAUAUCAUGGGACAGAUUUUGAAUUUUUCGUUGCAUUUCUUUUAAUACUCCGAAGUGAAAAUAGUGUCGACCAGAAAGCAAAGUAAAUUGCCGCCUGCGGAGAUGUCGAGGAAAUCGCUCUUCUGCAGAGAUCAUGUAGAUGAUUUUUCAUGCACAAGAACACUACACACGACGUUAUUUGUAUUUCCUCGGAAAAAGUACUCAUCGCCCCCUUGUGAAGUAGAUCCAUUUUCUGCUGCACAAUCAACUCCACAGGUCACCUGGUGCCCUUUUUUUUCACUAAGUGGCUCCAGGACACGUUCGACGUUCCAUUUAUGGGAGUGUCAGAACCGAAAUCAACAAAGUUGAAAAACUUGUAAUGCGUAAAAUGCAAGCCACCAAAUGCCUGCCUUGCAGAGUAGGCAAGCGAGGCAGAUAGUAAGCCUGUUGACGGGUAAAAAGUCAGCUGCUAAAGUAGCAUGGCAAGCGGCGGCUUCCUUACCCAAACAGCAUGACAAACUAAAUUUAGGCUCUACCCAAAUUUGUCGUGCGCCACUUGAUAAGUGGGUGCCAUCUGGUAUCGGUUUUAUGCAUCGCAAAUUACUUCAACUUUGUAAAUUUUGAUCCUGACGCUUCCAUACCAUUGGUGAUUCAGUUAACGGACGACGAGAAGUCCUGGUUUAAGGAAAACAUCUCCGCCGAGGAGGCCCACAAACUCGCCUACGCGAAUAUCAAGGACAUCAUCGCGUGCGGCUUCAACCCGGAAAAAACUUUCAUUUUCACGAACUUUGAUUACAUGGGCACCAUGUACCCGCUAGUUGCGAAAAUCGCGAAGAAAAUCACGUUCAACCAAGCAAAGGGCGCGCUGGGGUUGACCGAUUCCGCGAACAUAGGGAAAUGCUUCUACACCGCGGUGCAGGCCGCGCCGAGUUUUCCCGAGGCCUUUCCGCACAUUUUUGGAGGAAGAACCGACGUGCGGUGUCUGAUCCCCCAGGCGAUUGAUCAAGACCCGUUUUUCAGGGUAUAGCGGUUGAGUGCUACUACAACUUUUUGCUAGUUUUAUAUAUUCACGCAUGAAGUUGUAGACGCUUUUCUUAUGUGGAUUUCUGCACCCUCCCCAAAUUUCGUCUACAACCCGUUGCUGGUGAACAAUAGUAUUCAAUCUAUCAUGCGGAUGCGCCAUAUAAAAAUCUUAAUCUAUCAGGUAACCCGCGACAUUGCGCCCCGGCUAAACCUCCAGAAGCCCGCUUUGAUCCAUUCCAAGUUUUUCCCCGCACUCCAAGGCCACACGACCAAGAUGUCUUCGUCCGCGGAUUAUGCAUUGCAAAAGUAUAAUCGUACUAGUAGAAAUCGCAUUACAAAUUCGGUCAGCAUGACAAAUGAAAUUUGUCAUGCUGUUUUACCUUGGUAUGGAGAUUUGUAAUGCAUGAUUGCGAUUACUACGAGUGCGAUACUUUUGCACAGGAUACGGAUACCCCGUCAACCAUUUUCGUCACCGACUCGGAGAUAUGCAUUGCAAAAGUGUCUGGGUCUGGAACAAAGCAACUUGCCAUGCUGAAUCUAAAUCAUAUCAAAGUCUGUGUUGCGUGAAGAUUACCAAAAGCUGUCCACUUUUGACCGAAUCGCGAGGCAGUUUCUCAUGCAGGAUAUGCAUGAUAGAACUCUCACAGAAUGAUCUGUCGUGCUACGUCCCACAUACCAGACCUCGUGGGCCAUGGAAAACCUGCAUGACAAGUUUGGCAUUCUUUCAGACCCAGACAUUUUUGCAUUUGAUAGGAGAAGCAGAUCAAGGACAAAGUCAUGAAGUACGCCCUUUCCGGCGGGGGCCAGACCCUGGAGGAGCACCGGGAAAAUAUCUCACAGAAAAAUGCAGACAGGUCACAUUUGUAAUGCAAAAAUAAAUAGACAAGAAUAUCUGCAUUGCGUGUCCUGAACAGCAUGCUAUGGGCGAGCCCCUUGAGAGAUCUUUUUGUGAAUUCAUUCUAUGCAUUACAAAUCUGACCUGCCUGAGUUUUUCUGUGGGAUAGAAAAAGGGGCGAACUUAGAUGUGGACGUUCCGUACGAGUACUUGCGGUAUGUGCUGGAGGACGACGAGGAAUUUAAAAAGAUUAUGAAAAGGAAGAAUUCCCACUCCCCAUAUCGAAACGGAAAUCUGUGAUGCAGAUUUGUGGCCACAAAUCAGCUUUGUCAUGCUAGAAGGGAAAAAAUGCGGACUGUAGUGCUGGGUUGCGUGGGACGGCCUUGCAUCUGCAGCAUCACAGGAGGCAGCUGGAAGUAGGAAACAGCAUGACAAACUGCCUCCAAACGAGGCCACAACUGCGGCGCUUGGCCUUGUAGCAAUACACGACGAUUUGUGUACUCAAAUACAGCAUCACAAAUUUCGUUUUCGAUAUUGGGAGGGGGGCUUUUUCCUUUCGAUAAAAAUCGGCGAGGAGUACGGCUCCGGCAGAAUGACGACCGGGGAAGUGAAGAACAAACUCGUUGCCGAGUUGAAAUUGAUCGUGAACGAGCACUACGCAUUGCAAAUAUGUCUGGCUCUGGAAACUUGUGAUGCAAGUCUGGGAAUGUUUGGCGCACUGCAAUACAUAGCCAAGCAUGACAAGUUUUUGCUGCGCUGCUAUGUAAUUCGUUUUCCGCAUGGCAAACUGCGUUGUUGCAUGACAGGGAAGCAGAGGCUUUCUUGCUGCUCACGCACCACAGAUGUAAGAGUCAAGUGAGACAAGCAUGACAAACUGGCAUUCUUCCAGACCCAGACACGUUUGCAUUUGAUAAGCACAGGGAAAGGAGAAAACUCGUCACCGACGAGGUGGUAAGGCAGUUUAUGGACCUAUCAAAAAGAAAAAUCCCCCCACCCCAUAUCAAAGGGAAGUUUCUGAUGCUGGAUUUGCGCACACAAAUCAGGUCUGUCUUGCAGCAGAUGACUGCAGGCCCAUGCCAAGCCUAAGUAGAAGGGUUCUGACGUAGGCGCGUAGCAUGGCAAAUGUGUACUCUGUAGGCCCCAUAGCAUCACAAACCGCCUGCAUAAUGCGGCGGAGUCGCUGGAUUGGCCUUCUUGCAUUACAGAGACGAUUUGUGUCCACAAAUCAGCAUCACAAAUUUUCAGAUGCGUCCCUUUUUGGUACGGGGAGGGGGGAUCUUUCCUCACGAUAGGACCCGUGCAGGGAAACGCUCAAGUACUUCUGAGAAGUUCUUGUGCAGUAGACUCCAGUGCUCUUCUUCUUCACGAGGACCCUUCGAUAAGUACUUACUUACUUUCCCCAAGAAAAAGCAUUGUGAAGUAGAACUUUCCGCCCUCUCAAACCCAAACCCAAGAUAUGAAAACACGCGUCGUGAAGUUGUUACUUGGAACGCGAAAAAAUAAACAAUUACCAUGCAGCCUUCCCCUAGGCGGCAAGGUUGUGU
This is a messenger RNA of Amoebophrya sp. A120, 6480 nucleotides long. NCBI's taxonomy places the organism in Eukaryota, Dinophyceae, Syndiniales, Amoebophryaceae. The record is from the annotation of a GenBank genome assembly.